AAGUUUGGUUUCGACCCAUCCAUGCGAUUGAUGAUGAAUUCUCUCACUGAUCAAUCAGGCAGCUCUCGUGGAGACUCCACUCCUCGUAGUCCCUUCUCUCCAUCUUCUCCUUAUGAAAGGCGCAAAGCUUAUGCGGCGGAUUCCAAGUUUCAACGUCCCCAAGCCACUUCUUCUUCUUCCCCACUGGAUCCAUCAUCCCCUGCAUCAAUGCUCCAUGGAGGCCACAAGUUCCACGAGACUUUCCAAAUGAAACAAGGCCGUUUUGAUCUCCAAGCCGCAAAGAUCUCGGAGAUGAUGAAAUCUAAUAAUUUAGAUAAUGCUCCCACGCAGUCACUUUUAAGUAUUGCAACUGGAAUCCUUGAUGACAGUAUUGAGAGAAACAAUGGUGAAGUCCCUCAGCGUGUAGCAUGUCUGCUGAGAAAAGUCGUGCUGGAAAUUGAGCGACGUAUUUCAACUCAAUCUGAGCAUCUAAGAACGCAAAACAGUGUGUUUAAAGCUCGUGAGGAGAAGUAUCAAUCGAGGAUCAAAGUUCUUGAAACCUUAGCUUCAGGAACUAGUGAAGAAAAUGAGAUUGCUACGAAACAACUUCGACGGAUAAAGACAGAAAAGUCCAAGCUGGAAGAAAAGAAGAAAAACAAAGAGGAGGAUAUGGUUAGGCUAGAGAAGGCAAAUGUAGAAUAUAAUCAUGAAAUUUCCACUUUAAGGCGAGAACUGGAGACAGCCAAGAAAGCGUAUGAACAACAAUGCUUGCAAAUGGAAAGCCAUACAAAGCUGGAAGAAAAGAAGAAAAACAAAGAGCAGGAUAUAGUUAGGCUAGAGAAGGCGAAUGGUGAAUAUAAUCUUGAAAUUUCCACUUUAAGGCGAGAACUAGAGACAACCAAGAAAGCAUAUGAACAACAAUGCUUGCGGAUGGAAAGCCAGACACAGGUCGCCACAACGGGUAUUGAGGACAGGGUGAAGGAGCUUGAACAAAUGACAAAAGAUGCAAGCGUUUCAAAAAUUGCCCUUGAGGAGAGGAUUAAGGAGCUUGAAAAGAUUGGAAAAGAAGCAAAUGCUGCUAAGACUGCUCUUGAGGAAAAGGUAAAAGAGCUUGAACAAUUCAAAUUAGAGAUAGUGACUGUUAACACAAGCCUUGAAGCCAAGAACCAAGAUCUUGAAAAAAUGGGGAAAGAAGCAUAUGCUGCCAAAACGACCCUUGAGGAAACGGUGAAGGAGCUUCAACAAUUCAAAAAAGAGACAGUGGCUGUUAAUACAAGCCUAGAAGCCAAAAACCGAGAGCUUGAAAAGAUGGGGAAAGAAGCAAUUUCUGCUAAAACGAUUCUUGAGGAAAAGGUGAAGGAGCUGCAACAAUUUAGAAUAGAGACAAUAACUGUUAAUACAAGCCUUGAAGCAAAGAAUCGAGAGCUUGAACAUAAUCUAGCCCAGUGGAAGAGUAAAGCCAAAGAAAUGGAAGAAAAUUUAGACUUGAAGAGUCGGAGUUGGAGUCAGAAAGAACUUUCAUAUAGAAGAUUUAUCAACUUCCAGUUCCAAGCACUUCAGGAGUUGAGGCUCUAUUCUAAGUCAAUUAAACAAGAAAUAUUAAAAGUUCAAGACAGCUAUAAAGGAGAGUUUAGUCAAUUAGGGAAGAAGUUACUUGAACUUGGAGAAGCUGCCGAAAACUAUCACGCUGUCCUAGCUGAAAACCAAAAGCUCUUCAAUGAACUUCAGGAGCUAAAAGGAAACAUUAGAGUGUAUUGUCGGGUAAGGCCUUUCUUGCCAGGGCAAGGUGCAUCAAACACUGUGGUGGAACACAUUGGUGAGCAUGGGGAGUUGGUAGUUCUCAAUCCCACAAAACCUGGGAAAGAUGGUCUUCGUAAAUUUAGGUUCAAUAAGGUCUACAGUCCAGCCUCUACUCAAGCUGAGGUAUUUUCGGAUAUAAAACCGCUUGUUCGAUCGGUUCUGGAUGGUUACAAUGUUUGUAUCUUUGCCUAUGGUCAGACAGGAUCAGGCAAAACUUACACAAUGACCGGUCCAGAUGGAGCAAGUGAGGAAGAAUGGGGAGUAAACUAUCGUGCUCUAAAUGACCUCUUUAAAAUCUCUCAGUCUCGAAAAAGCAACAUAGCCUAUGAAGUCGGGGUGCAGAUGGUGGAGAUAUACAAUGAACAAGUACGCGAUUUACUCUCUGGUGACAGUUCUCAAAAGAGUUUAGGUAUUCUCUCUACAACCCAACAAAACGGUCUUGCUGUACCUGAUGCAAGCAUGUAUCCCGUGACAUCGACUUCAGAUGUUCUUGAACUAAUGAACAUCGGGCUAAAUAACCGAGUCGUUAGCUCAACAGCCUUGAAUGAAAGAAGUAGCCGAUCUCAUAGUAUCGUCACUGUUCAUGUUCGUGGGAAGGACUUGAAGACCGGUUCUGCCUUGUACGGGAAUCUACAUUUGGUAGAUCUGGCGGGUAGUGAGAGAGUUGAUCGCUCUGAAGUUACAGGAGAUAGGCUUAAAGAAGCACAACAUAUAAACAAGUCACUUUCAGCUCUAGGAGAUGUUAUAUUCUCUCUUGCUUCAAAGAGUUCUCAUGUACCAUAUAGAAACAGCAAAUUAACUCAGCUUCUCCAAAGCUCUCUAGGUGGGCGAGCAAAGACAUUGAUGUUUGUGCAACUCAAUCCUGAUGUUAUUUCAUAUUCAGAGUCGAUGAGUACUUUGAAAUUCGCAGAGCGUGUCUCUGGAGUUGAGUUAGGUGCUGCAAAGAGCAGUAAAGAUGGUAGAGAUGUUAGAGACUUAAUGGAGCAGUUAGGGUCCCUUAAGGACACAAUAGCAAGAAAAGACGACGAGAUAGAGAGGCUACAUUUGCUUAAGGACAUUAAUUACCCACAGAGACUGCAGAGAAAGAGCUUAGGAAAUUCCGAUGAGUUCUACUCAGAAGAGUCACAGUUAUCUAUAGAAGAAGAUUCAAGAUCCCAACAUGAUCAUCUCAGACAAUCACGACACUCAAUCACGGACGGGGAGGCCUUAGCUUCCUCUAUUGGUUCAGAGUAUGAAGAGAGGCUUGAUGAUGAAACAGAAGGGUCCAUCGAUGCUCCUCGUGCAGCAGAAGGAAGAAAACCAUUGAAGAUGUCAGACAAAACGUCUAAGCCAGUGACGCCAAGGGCUUCUACCAAGACAACACGGCCACUUGAUAAACUUAAGGUCGCUACGAGGGCUGUAAAGGCCGCGUCAGGUUUGAUGUCACCAAGUAAGCCCACAUCAGGUUUGAUGUCACCAAGCAAGCCUACAUCAGGUUUGAUGUCACCAAGUAAGCCCACAUCAAGUUUGAUGUCACCAAGCAUAAAGAAGACAGGAAGUGCUUCUAAUUUGGUCAAGUCACCAAAACGGUGGUCGUAAAGAAAAAAACUCUUUUGGUCCUUAGCCGGUUUAUUUUUUAAAAACAAAUACUUUAUAUUUUUCUCUUUCACUCUCUAUUGAAUCCAUUGGCUUCAACUGAGACUUAAUUUUGUAGUUUCAUUUGGUUUAAAUAUGUACAAAAUUUGUAAAUAUACGAAUCUCAUUAUUCUCACCAAAUAUUUCUUAUAUUUACAAUAAAUGUUUCAUCACAUAUAA
Molecule: messenger RNA, 3573 nt
Organism: Brassica rapa (field mustard)
Lineage: Eukaryota; Viridiplantae; Streptophyta; Magnoliopsida; Brassicales; Brassicaceae
Product: kinesin-like protein KIN-14O
Biological process (GO): microtubule-based movement
Cellular component (GO): microtubule cytoskeleton
Molecular function (GO): ATP binding; microtubule binding; microtubule motor activity
Source: RefSeq, a predicted model, not a curated record